AUGACAAAAGUUGCUUCUCAUUUCAUAAAGCAAUCUUCAUUUGAAGUUGAAUAUGCUCCUACUCAUAUCAAAAAAUGGAAAUCUCAAAGAACUGGUUUACAACUCACCUAUAUUAAUCAACCUUCUCCUAUUGUUAAUGGAUAUUUUGCAGUAGCAACCGAAAUCAAAGAUAGCUCAGGAUGUCCUCAUACUUUAGAACAUUUAGUGUUUAUGGGAUCCAAGAAAUAUCCAUAUAAAGGUUUAUUAGAUAAUUUAGGUAAUCGAUUAUAUUCAUCUACAAAUGCAUGGACUGCAGUAGAUCAAACUGUAUAUACAUUAACAACUGCUGGUUGGGAUGGAUUUAAAUCAUUAUUACCAGUUUAUUUGGAUCACUUAUUUAAUCCAACAUUAACUGAUGAAGCUUGUUUGACUGAAGUAUACCAUAUUGAUGGAAAGGGGAAAGAAAAGGGAGUUGUUUUCAGUGAAAUGCAAGGAAUUGAAAAUCAAUCAUGGUUUGUUUCAUUCCAAAAGAUGCAAGAGACUUUAUAUGCACCAACUUCGGGUUAUUCUUCUGAAACAGGUGGUCUUAUGUCUGAAUUGCGUCAUUUAACCAAUGAUCAAAUCAAAGAAUUUCAUAAAUCAAUGUAUAGACCGGAUAAUUUAUGUGUUAUCAUUACUGGGUCGAUAAAUGAAGAUGAAUUACUUGAAAUUAUGACUGAAUUUGAUAACGAAUUACCUGAUUUACCAGAAAUACCCAACAAGAGACCAUUUGUUGAUUCAGAACAUGAUGAGCAAUUAAAGGAAACUAUUGUUAAAGAAAUUGAAUUCCCAGACGCUGAUGAAUCAAUGGGAGAAUUAUUGAUGUCAUGGAUUGGACCAGAUGGUAAUGAUACGUUAAUAAAUACAGCUAUUGAUAUGGUGGGGUCUUAUUUUACUGAUUCUCCUAUUUCGCUAUUUAAUAAGAAUUUAGUCGAGAUUGAAAAUCCAUUAUCUACAGAUAUUGAUUAUACAACUGAUGAUUAUUAUAGAACAACUAUUAAUUUCAAUUUCAAUGGUGUCCCCACUAUUCAUUUGAAAGAAGUCGAUUCCAAAGUUAAGGAAUUAAUAUUAUCUCAAACAAUCCCGGAAAAUAUAGACAUGGCUUAUAUGACACAAAUGAUCAAUCAACAACGAUUGAAAUUUAUAUCUGGGGCUGAAAAGGCAGCAUCUGUUUUCUCAAACAUUGCCACUCUUGAAUUCAUCUAUGGUAAUCCAGAUGGUUCUGAUUUGGAAAAGUGGUCUAAGGAUUUAAAUGAAUAUGAAGUAUUACUUCAAUGGACAGCAAAACAAUGGAGUGAUCUUAUUAAGGAAUAUCUUGUUGAUAACAAUUCUGCCACUAUUUUGGGUAAGCCAUCUGCUAAAUUGAAUGAAGCUAUGAAGAAGCAACAUAAAGAAUUAACCAAAGAAAUUAAAAAGAAAUAUGGAAAGGAAGGGUUAUUAAAACUUCAAGAAAUGUUAGAUACUGCUCAGACGAAAAAUGAUACACCUAUUCCAGAUGAAUUGGUAACUCGAUUUCCAAAACCUGAUCCAUCCAAAAUUGCGUUCAUUAAUACAAAAUCUUAUAAAGCAGGAUAUUAUGAAUCUCUUGUUGAUAUUAAAUGUAAUCCAUAUGUUGAGAAUGAUGAUUUUAUUCAAUUGUUAAAAAACGAUACUCCAAAAAAUCAAUUCCCAUUAUUCAUUCAUCUUGAAGACUUCAAAUCUCAAUUCACUACUAUACAAUUAGUCAUGUCCUCAACUAGAAUUGAUUCUCAUUUAUUAAGUUAUAUGUCAAUAAUCGAAGAAUUAUUUUCAUUACCUAUUCAAUUACCAAAUGGUGGUGAAUAUAUCCCUUAUGAAAAAGUAAUCGCGCAAAUGAAUGAUGAUUUGAUUGAAUUCCAUUUGGAUAAUGGAUAUGAAAGUCAAUUCUUGGAAUUGAUAACUGUUCGAGUAAAAUUUGAAACCAAGAAGUAUCAAAAGGCAAUUGAAUGGUUAUUGAAUGUAUCGAAAUAUUCAGUAUUUGAAGAGUCUAGAAUUAAAGUUAUUAUUGAAAAGAUUAUCAACUCUUUACCUGAUAAGAAGAGAAAUGGUGAAUUAAUGAUGUAUUCUUGUCAAUAUAGACAUAUGUUUGAUAAAUCCUCCAUGAGAAAAGCACAAGAUUCGAUGUAUACGGAAAGCUUUUAUAAAGGAUUAUUGGAACAGAUUGAACAAGGAAAUUUCUCCAAAAUUCAAGAUGAUUUGAAUACUAUUAGAAAUCAGUUAUUUAAAUUAGAUAAUAUCAAGGUUUUGAUUUUGGGAAAUGCAAUUAAUUUAAAAAAUCCAAUCAGUAGUUGGACUAAAUUUACCGAUGGAUAUAUUAAAGAAGAAGAAUCUCUCAAUGGUAAGUUUGAAUACAUUCCUGAUGGAUUUGAUGGAUUACCACGUUCAUUCCAAUUUAGAUCCAAUUUAGGUUCAAAUUGUAAACAAGAAGCAUUCCUAGUUAAGAUUCCAGCUGCUGAAUCUACUCAUUUGGUUGCACUCACAACCAUACCAACUGAUUAUUUAGAUGAUGACAUGUUCAAAAUCGCGCUUGCUAGUGAAUUUUUAACUGCAGUUGAAGGACCAUUUUGGAGAGGGAUCAGAGGGACUGGUUUAGCUUAUGGUGCAAGUAUUAGGAGAAAUGUCGAAACUGGCUAUUUACAUUUCAGCAUCUACAGAGGCUCUGAUGCAAAGCAAGCUUGGUUAACUGCCAAGCAGAUUGUGGACCAAUAUGCUAAUAUGGAAUUGGAAGUGGAUAUUAUUAGUAUUGAAAAUGCAGUUGCUGCUAUUGUUAAUGAAUUUGCCAAUUCCCAGGAUAAUAGUUAUGAUUCGGCUAAUUGUAAGAUUAUUGAUAAUUUAUUCAAGAGAAGAGGACCUAAAUAUGAUGAAUUCUAUUUGAAGAAAUUGAAUCAAUUGGGCCCAGAGGAUGUGGUUUAUGCCUUGAAUAAGUAUUUCAAAAAGUUGUUCUCAUCUGAUCACUCCGUUGUAUUUACAAGUUUACCGCCUGAUCAAUCAGAUGAAAUGAGUCGUUUCUUUAAUGAGCAAGGGUUUAGUGUCAACAUUGAAGAGAUUUCAACGGAUGACCAAUCCGAUUGUGAAGAAGGACAUCAUCACGAAGACGAAACUGAUUAUGAAUCAGAUGCUGUUAGUGAUAGUGAUGAAAGUGAAAUUUCUGAUCCCGAAGAGUAG
Molecule: messenger RNA, 3201 nt
Organism: Hemisphaericaspora subhashii
Lineage: Eukaryota; Fungi; Ascomycota; Pichiomycetes; Serinales; Debaryomycetaceae
Exons: 1
Coding region: 1-3201 (1066 amino acids)
Molecular function (GO): metal ion binding
Source: RefSeq, a predicted model, not a curated record